Molecule: messenger RNA, 3152 nt
Organism: Engraulis encrasicolus (European anchovy)
Lineage: Eukaryota; Metazoa; Chordata; Actinopteri; Clupeiformes; Engraulidae
Product: calglandulin-like
Exons: 5
Coding region: 2567-2980 (137 amino acids)
Cellular component (GO): myosin II complex
Molecular function (GO): calcium ion binding
Source: RefSeq, a predicted model, not a curated record
UGGGUUCAGAUGGUCCGAGUUACAUGCAAAAGAGGUUUAUUUAUAAUUCUGCACACAAGUGCGAACUUGGAUUAAGUAACAUGACUCGAGUGUCAUGCAAACCUUCACAGAAAAUUGCCAAAUGCUGUUCUGAGAGAUGAUUAAAACAUAAGAGUGGGUUGGAAGUUGGAGCAUACAGUUUGGGACAUUUUGUGUGGUAGACCAUCUACACUUUGAAAGCCCCAGACAGAAUUUUCUUUCUGAGGGACACAUUCACACACACCCAGGAGAGUCUAGUAAAGGGUGUUGUCUGGGUGGAGUGUUUCAGUAUUACACCAGACACAUGUUUAGACACCCACCUGCUCUGAAUUCUCCAGACUUUUGUUGCCGUGAACACAUGCAUUCAGGGUUUUACUUGUAGACUUUCUUGGAUGUUAUACUAGGAAGCAGUACAGUUACACCCAGGCCAAUUUUUUUUUUUAGGCGUUUGUGGUCGCAAACAGCCCCCUCCAAGUCAGGUUUUCAGAAUGUCUGUGUGUGAGAAACUACAGACCAGCCUUACAACACAUGCAAAAGAGGGAGCUUGGAUUAGAACACUCAGCUGGUAUGGCGAAUCCAACUGAGAAUAUUCCCUCUGCCACAAAGGGUGAUCCCCCCCCACCCCACUUAAAAACUUUUCUAGUAGCCUUCAUGGUUGAUCACUUACUGAAUUGGGUGACAGUGUUUUCAUUUACAAAAAAUAAAAUCUUAAAGAAUUCUAUAACCUAUCGAACCAAAACGUAUCAUUCAAAUGUGAUGUCUUGCACAAGAAUGAUUUUACAUUGACAGUGUGCCGAAUUGGCUAGUAACUCACCAUGUUCUGGCAUGGAACAUCAUUUAGCAGCUUUCUUACCCUCUUCCUAAGCCACUAGUGGUACAUUUUGCGUUUCACUACAUCCAUGGCCUGAAUUAGUGAGCAUCUAUGCCACACUAUAGAUUCUAUAGUAUUUAGGACGAGCAUGCUGCGGGUGACUGCCUGUCUAUUGUGUUUUCUGAAAUGUCCUAUAUUUGAUGACUGCCUUUCAGGAAAUUCAGAAAGCCUAAUGCAGCAGGAUCAUAGAAAAAAAAAAAACAUAACCAGCAAUAUCACUAACAGCAGCAAUAAUCCUAAAAGCGAAAAUCCACAGACAUUAAGUCUUUAAUCCCAUUCAGGACGUUCAACAGAAAAACAGCUGGCCAAAUCCAACCCCUAGGUCAGAAAAGCCUGCAGAAACAUGUUCUGAUUUAACCACCAACCACAUAAUCUUUUUCCAUCACCCUUUAUUUAAUCCAUUCCACAUGCUAAAAUAUUAAAUAUAAUAUGAAGACAGCAAAUAUCUAAUCAUGAUUUAACAGGGGAUCAACCAUAUCUUAUUUCACAAGCUUGACUGUAAUGUGUAUUAUAGAAUCUGGUGAAUAACUAGGCUACACAGACAUUUCAACACAGGAUUAUGAGGCCUUGUGUGGCCCAUCCCUGCCAUGCUAAAAUGUGUGUGUUCUUACUCCUAACCAAACAUUACUAUUAUUGCUUACUUGGUUCCAAAAAUAGCAACGCAUUGCACAUACAGUUGAUAGAAAUGGUCAUUUCCCACUGUUGCUAUGGGUCCCAUUAAUGGUACAUUUCAGCAAAUAUGUUCAUUUCAGAGGGAAAGAGCGGAAUUACAGUAAGUAUGUCCAUGUCCAGUCAAUUAUUUCAAAGGAGGUGCCACUGUCAAGGAGACCAUUUGUCUGACACUGACUGAUUUGGGCAGUUUGUUUUCCUACAACAAGGGAGGGAUAUUCCAACACCGCUUCAUAAUUAAACCAUGCUUCCUUGUGCAUUAGAUUCUACCCUUUCCUGCCCAUACAACCGAAAGGGUGAAAAAACUACAACCCUGUUUACGAUCCUGAACUCAAGAGUAACCUCAUUCGACAGCCACCUCUGUCACAUCCGACCGACAUGAAGCGAAGAAACUUGUACUGCAGACUGCAACCAAUUCGGUAAUCAUUCCAAGUGGUUGCGGUUGGCUAUUGUUCAAAAUGUUUUGUUUAAAGACGAACACACCCACGGCAAAUUUACCAAAAGCAAAAACGCCAUCUUGCCACAGUACAAGUUAACUGCUGUCGAAUUUGUUCUGAACAAGCACAUUAGAAUCUACAGCCAUAUCGCCAAGCAUCCAGCCACACAGCCAUACAAAAUGUACGAAGACGCAGAAUAAGAACUUUUAGUUUUAGUAAUUGACGCACUAAAAUGCACACCGAAGAUUCGCCUCGUGUUAAUCUUGCAAAUAUUAUUUACAACAGAGAAGACUACUUUCAACGAAUUACCAGCAUAUCAAAUGAUAAAGGCCUGUGCGAAGGCUUCGAUCGACGCCUUGCAGAGUGGAACCAGCGAGAAUGGCAACGCCAUCUUGUUUUGUAGCUACCGCUAUUUAGGCCCAAUACUGCAUCACCCAUUGAUGCCAAAAAGUGGUCUGUCUUUUCACAGAGAUGGUUUGUGCGUCGGUCGUAUCUCGAGCAAAGAGGAAUACGACUAAAGGCCAACAAGCUGAGCCCAGAGCAGAUCACCGAGUACAAGGGCGUGUUUGAGAUGUUUGACGAGGAGGGCAACGGAGAUGUGAAGACCCAGGAGCUGGAGAGACUGAUGAGCCUGAUGGGCAUCAACCCCACCAAGAGAGAGCUCCUCCAGAUGGCGAAGGAUGUGGACAAGGACGGCAAAGGAAUCUUCAACUGCGAGAGCUUCCUGGGACUGAUGGCCUUGUAUCUCGAGAGAACAAAGAACCAGGAUGCAGAACUCCGAGCUGCCUUCAAAGUCUUCGAUAAAGACGCCAAGGGCUACAUCGAUUGGAACACACUGAAGUACGUGUUGAUGAAUGCAGGAGAGCCCUUGAACGAGCUGGAGGCUGAACAGAUGAUGAAAGAGGCAGACAAAGACGGAGAUGGAACUAUUGACUAUGAAGAGUUUGUGGCCAUGAUGACAGGUGACUCCUUCAAGAUGAGCUAAGCGGCUCUCUCAAGUGGGAAUAGAGCAAUGUAUGGACCCAAUGACAACUCUGGACAUCAAGAAGAAAGUCAAACAAGAACAUUUAGUACAUCUGCAAAUGUUAACUUUUGGAAUUGACUUUUGAAACUAACCACUCUCCACAUUUUUUCAAUAAAUUGUAUUUUGUGUUUAA